AUGAGCGCGGCCCCCGCUGCCGCCGGCCCGCGGGGCGUAUGGCGAGCUGCUAGCGCCCUGGGCCCGGGAGAGGCGCUGCUGGCUGGGCUGCCGGCGCUGGUGCAGGCCGUGUCGCUGCUGUCCAAGGCGCUGGUGCUGCUCUGGGGCGCCUAUAGCGCUGAGCUGCGGCGCGCCUCGGGCGUCUUCCUGGUGAACCUGUCGCUGGGCCACCUGCUGCUGGCGGCGCUCGACAUGCCGUUCACGCUACUCGGCGUGCUGCGCAGGCGGCCGCUGUCGGGGCCAGGCGCAUGCCAGGUCGUUGGUUUCCUGGACACCUUCCUGGCGUCCAACGCGGUGCGGAGCGUGGCGGCACUGGGCGCGAACCAGUGGCUGGCGGUGGGUUUCUCGCUGCUCCACGCCCGGCGUCUGCGACUGCGCGACGCCCGCCUGCUGCUGGCCUACGCGUGGAGACCGUCGUUGGACUUCGCGUUUGCUGCGUUCGUCUGCUCGAGGCUCGGCUACAGCGGCGCCUUGGCGUCCUACUCGCUGCGCCUGCUCCUCGCCGCCUUCCCCGCCGCGCUCCACGCUGUGGGCUUCUCGCCGCUCGCCGCGCUCAACCUCCCCUCCCUCAAGGUGCUGCGGGUGGCGUGCGGCCACUGCCGGCGCAUAGGCAUCACCAUGCAAGCACUGGAGCAGAUGGUAGACUUGCACCCCAGGUAGCCGGCCCGUCCCUGCCUCCCUGAGCAGAAGCGGCGCCACCAGCGGGCUGCCAGGAAGAUCAGCCUCUUCAUCGGGUCCUCUGUCAUCUGCUUUGCCCCACGUGUUGUGACCCGCUGGGUCCUGCUCGUGCCCUCUGUCACCAUCAAUGCUCCCUGGGGCGUCCUGAGCAAGUGCCUGAGCUACAGUGAGGCGGCAGCCAACCCCUUCCUGUACUCUGUGCUCCGCCAGCAGUGUCCCCAGGUCCGGGCCGGCAUAGCCAACUGGCUGCCAAGGAGACACCCACACCCAGCAUCUGCCCACAGAGCUCACAGACACGGAGAAUGA
This is a messenger RNA of Diceros bicornis minor, 1023 nucleotides long. RefSeq names its product G protein-coupled receptor 78 (gene GPR78). NCBI's taxonomy places the organism in Eukaryota, Metazoa, Chordata, Mammalia, Perissodactyla, Rhinocerotidae. Gene Ontology annotation, molecular function: G protein-coupled receptor activity. Gene Ontology annotation, cellular component: membrane. The record is from RefSeq and is a predicted model, not a curated record. Gene Ontology annotation, biological process: adenylate cyclase-activating G protein-coupled receptor signaling pathway.